GACCCGGAAGAGGAAACAAAAAAAGGAAAUGGCGUGAACCGCCCGGGUGCUUUGCCUUUUUAAUCGCUGACCUCGGAUUUUGUUGCCAUGCAGAGAGAGGAAAAGCAGCUUGAGCUAUCCCUGGAGGCUCUUAUCAGUCAAGUGGCUGACCUGAAGAACUCCUUGGUCAGUUUCAUUUACAAGCUGGAGAAUGAAUAUGACCGUCUCACUUGGCCCUCCGUGCUAGAUAGUUUUGCUCUGCUGUCAGGACAGCUUAAUACUCUGAACAAAGUGCUGAAGCAUGAGAAGACUCCACUGUUGCGCAAUCAGGUUAUUAUCCCUUUAGUGUUAUCGCCAGAUCGGGAUGAAGAGAUAAUGCGCCAGACAGAAGGACGAGUGCCAGUGUUCAGCCAUGAAGUUGUACCUGAUCAUCUGCGAACUAAGCCCGAUCCUGAGGUAGAGGAGCAAGAGAAGCAAUUAAGCACAGAUGCAGCUCGUAUUGGCACUGAUGUGGCCCAGAAACAGAUUCAAAGCCUAAACAAAAUGUGUUCCAACUUGCUAGAGAAAAUCAACAAAGAAGAUCGAGAAUCUGAAAGUGGAGGUUUACGGCAGAACAAGCAGACAUUCAACCCUGCUGAUACCAAUGCCCUAGUUGCAGCUGUAGCCUUUGGAAAAGGAUUGUCCAACAGACGUCCACCAGGAGUGGGAAGUUCUGUUCCGACCAGUCAGCAAGGUGCCAAUGCCAUCAUAGCUGGUGCUUCUACCAUGCAGCAAGUACAAAUGUCGGGCGCACCAAAUCAGCCACAGCCUAUGCUUGGAGGAGUGCAGAUGCCACAAGCAGGGCAACCAGGUAAGAUGCCCAGUGGCAUAAAAACCAAUAUCAAAUCUGCUUCAAUGCAUCCCUAUCAAAGAUGAGUGGGAAGUAGUCUGGUCUUAUUGCUGUUCCUGGAUUUCAUUUCCAAGUCAACACUUCUUCAAGUGGUUCUCAUCAAUUAAACUUGGAGUCUUCUCUGAAGAUCACUUGGAUCAUUUAUUAACACAACUGCAUUGAUCCAGGAUACAAGAAUGUAGACAUGUAUUUUUCAUUCCAAAUGAUAGAGGCAAUUUUGAGACAAGAGACCUGUUCAGUAGCUAAGUCAAGAUGGUAAACAACUUUACUUUUUGUUUAUUAAUGUAAGCAGCCUGAUUCCUGUUUUGGAACUGCCUGUUAGUGACUGAGAUUAUAUGAGACUUGCAAGUUAUAACUUUUCUUAAAAAAAUAAAUAAAGUUCAAGUGCGCUUUCUCAUGUAGGCUUUUUUUGUACUUUUAAGUGGCUCAUGGGAAAAUGUGUGGCUUUGUCUUGGCUGUACUUUUCAUAUAGUGCUUAAAACCUAUACCAUUAUAUAGGCCAGCAUAUAAUCUAUUUUGACUCCUGUUUGAGAUUCUUCUGUUCAACCCCAUUUUUCAUUGACUGGGGGAGGGCUAACAUUCUAACUCUUGGUUUAUUAUUAUAGAAAUUUUGUCAAAUAAUCAACUACUGGGCAGGCACAAUGGAUAAACAUGCUCAAAUUUUAUUAAUAUAACCAUCUGAAAAUGUUUUAAAUGUGACAGAAGGUAAAUAUUACAAUGGGUUUCUCAAGUGGAUGAUAGUAGUCCUGACAGAUCUUCCUUGUGUCAGUGACAAAGGAAAGGCAUUACUUUUUUUGCUGUUGAUGUGCGAGGGGACCUAGAAGUCAGAAACAAUUCUGAUUAUCCAAAGCUAUCACUUACAGUUAUUAUAUGUUUCAGCCACUGGAUUCAGGUUCUGCUUAAGAAUAGUAACUUACUAUUAAGUGACAACAUGAGUAUCUACUGCUGAUAGCAGUAGAAAGGAUAUUAAGUGAUACCUAAACAGGUGUUUAAAUAUUUGAAAGACAGUUGAAAGACAGUUAAUGUUCUGUUCCUAGCAAUGGUUGAGCACAAACUUGAUCUUCAAGCUCAAGUUUUUAACUAGUCCCAUGCAGGGAUACUGGUGGCUUGUAACUUGUUCUCUUUGGUGUUGGUGAUUGUGGUAGAGAUAUCCUUUUGGAUCUUCUGGGCCAGCAGCAGGAGCAGCAAAAGCUGUGACUUUUAAUUUAUCAGGAGCCUUGUGUUCAACCUCUUUGACUGGGAAAUAGCCCUUCCUCAGCCUCAACUAUCACAACAACAGUGGAAAAUUGCCACUAUUAUAGCGUUCUACAGAAAUUAAAAGUGUGCCAGAAAUACAUUUAAAUCAAUGGGAAUUUAGUCUGGAUUUAUGUGGGAAUGAAUUUCAUGUUUUAACAAAUUGAGACAACUGUUAAUUUUAUGAAAUUUCAGUGUAACAUAAUUCCUGACUGAUCUUGAAUGAUCCUGGAGGUUUGGCAUGAUUGACUCUGAUUAGUACAUAGAUGUGGGAAUAGUAC
This is a messenger RNA of Notechis scutatus (mainland tiger snake), 2382 nucleotides long. The record is from RefSeq and is a predicted model, not a curated record. NCBI's taxonomy places the organism in Eukaryota, Metazoa, Chordata, Lepidosauria, Squamata, Elapidae.